AUGGCUGAAAUUGCAGUGGAGUUUAUCCUGGAAAAGAUAGCUUCUUUUUUGCAAAAUGAGAUCCAAAUUCUGCAAGGGGUUCCGGAGGAACUUGAGUACAUCAGGGAUGACUUGCAGAGAAUGACGGCAUCCCUGAGAGCUGCAGACUUGGUGGAAGAUAGAGAUCAUCAACUCAAAGAAUGGGUUCGGCAAGUGAGAGACAUUGCAUAUGACAUUGAGGAUGUCAUUGAUGGAUUCAACUAUCACCAUGCGGAUCAACAUGGGCACCGUAUCCAUGGGUUUCUUCACAAUUUUUGCUUCUUUGUCAAGAAUUUGGAGGGUUACCAUCAAACUGCUGAUAAAUUACGAAAAAUCAGAUCGAGAAUCAGGAAUGUUUCAGGCUGGCAGCUCAACAACACUAUCAACCUUAGUAUAACCGAUCAGGGCUCAAGUUCCAUGACAACAAGUGAUGCCCUUAUUCUAGACAGUGCUGAUUUGGUGGGCAUUGAUGAGUCCAAAGAGCUACUGGUAAGGUGGCUGGUCGAAAGGAACCCUGGACGCAAAGUUAUGUCGGUGGUUGGAAUGGGAGGAUUAGGGAAAACUACCUUGGUAAAGCAAGUAUAUGAUGAUGAACGUGUGAAAAAACAUUUCGAUGUGCAUGUUUGGAUCGCUCUUUCUCAUCCAUUUAAGAUGGAAGAUUUCCUUCGAAACAUUGUCCAGCAACUCUUCAGUGCAAUCAGGAAACCAGUCCCCGAAGGAAUUGAUGAUAUGAAGAGUGAUUGGCUAAAAGUUGUAAUAAAGCCAUUUUUACAACAAUGGAGGUACUUGAUUGUUCUUGAUAACGUCUGGCAUAUCAAUCAAUGGCAUGCUGUCAAUCAUGCAUUUGCAAAAAAUGAUAGCAACCGAGUGAUGAUCACAACCCGCAAUACUGAUGUUGCAAUAGCAUCUUGCUUAGAAUCUGAUGAUAUGGUCUUUAAUAUAGAGCCUCUAUCCUCGGAUUACUCUUGGGAUCUUUUCUGUAGAAGAAGUUUUAGGGGAAACACAUGCCCACCUUAUUUGGUCGAAGUGUCCAGACGUAUCCUAGAGAAGUGCGAGGGAUUGCCUCUUGCAAUUGUGGCAAUCAGUGGACUGUUGGCCACAAAAACAGGUACACCUGCUGAAUGGGAGACUAUUUACCGCAGUCUUGGUGCCAUAAUCAAGGACAACGACAAACUCAUGAAUUUGACAGAAGUGCUUUCACUGAGUUUCAAAUAUUUGCCAUACCAUCUAAAAUCUUGUUUCUUGUACUUGAGCAUCUUCCCUGAUAACUACUUGAUUGAGAGGAUGAGACUAAUAAGAUUGUGGAUAGCCGAAGGAUUCGUUGAAGUAAAAGAAGGAAAGACACAAGAAGAAGUUGCAGAGGACUAUCUCAAUGAGCUCUUGAGUAGAAGCUUGAUGCAAGUAUUUGGGAGAACAUCUGAUGGAAGGGUCAAAACAUGCCGGAUUCAUGAUCUGUUGCGUGAGAUUAUCAUUUCUAAAUCGAGAGAUCAGAACUUUGCAGCAAUAGCCAAAGACAACAAUGGAGCCUGGCCUGAUAAAGUUCGACGCUUAUCAUUGCAUAAUUCAUUGCGAAAUGUGCAACACAACAGGAAUGUUUCACAUCUACGCUCUUUUUUUAUGUUCGAAGUAGAAGAUCCACUAUUAAGCGCUCCUUUACACUCUCUGUAUCCUGAUGGUUUGAGGCUGCUUAAGGUGUUGGAUUUACGAGCUGCCCGUUUACAGGCUUUUCCAGGCGAAAUUAUCAACCUGUUUCUUCUGAGGUACUUAAGCCUGAGAGAAACCAAGGUCAAUAGCAUUCCAAGUUCUAUAGGGAAGCUUCAGAACCUGCAGACACUGGAUCUAAAACACACUAAUGUCACUGAAUUACCUGUCGAGAUCCUGAAGCUCCAACAGCUUCGACAUCUUCUGGUCUAUCGCUAUGAAUUUAAAUACUACUCUCGUUUCCAUUCCAAAUAUGGUUUUAAGGCUUUGGCAGGAAUAGGAGCUCUCCAGUCCUUACAAAAACUCUGUUUUAUAGAAGCAGACCAUAGAAAUGCUUCUGUACUUGAAGAAGUAGGGAAGUUAACUCAAUUACGGAGAUUGGGGAUCAUGAAUUUGAGAAAAGAAGAUGGGAUGGCUUUGUGCUCAUCCAUCCAGAAGUUGACUAACCUUCGGGCCUUAUCCGUAGUUUCAUCCGUAAAGGAUGAGGUCAUUGAUCUGCAUCAGCUUGCUUCUCCUCCUCAAUUACUUGAACGGCUGUACUUAACUGGACGAUUAGAGCAAUUACCAGGUUGGUUACCUCGCCUUCAAAGCCUGGUCAUAGUAUAUCUUAAAUGGAGUCGCUUGGAGGAUGACCCGCUCGUUUCUCUUCAACAUUUGUCAAAUCUUGUACAUCUCGAGUUACUUCAAGUUAGCAUCGGAGAUACUUUGAGUUUUAAGGCUGGUGGGUUUCAGAAGCUUAAGGUUUUAGGCAUUGAUAAAUUCGACGAACUCAGAUGCAUUGAGAUGGAGGAGGGAACAAUGCCUGUCAUCGAAAAGCUAAGUAUUCUGCGUUGCAAAUCACUUGAAACGGUGCCAUUCGGCAUUGAACAUCUGACAACGCUAAAAGUACUCGAGUUUUUUGACAUGCCUGAAGAAUUGAUCAAGACGCUCAGUCCUAACGCGAAGGGUGGAGACUACAGAAAAGUUGCACGCAUCCCAGAAGUUUACUACACCUAUUGCAGAGAUGGAGAAUGGGAGGUCUGUUCCUUGGAGAGUUCAGGCGAGCGAGUGCUGAGUGUUCAGACUGUUGAGUCUCAUCUGGAAAGCAUCGCGAAGAAGUAA
Theobroma umbraticum is the source of this 2820-nucleotide messenger RNA. RefSeq names its product disease resistance protein RPM1-like. Lineage: Eukaryota; Viridiplantae; Streptophyta; Magnoliopsida; Malvales; Malvaceae. Gene Ontology annotation, biological process: defense response to other organism. Gene Ontology annotation, molecular function: ADP binding. The record is from RefSeq and is a predicted model, not a curated record.